AUGACAGCUACCAUUGAUCAGUUGCAAUCCAGAGAGCGAGUGGAGCCUGGCUCCCACGAUAUCGCCCUGGGAGAAUUUCCUUCAACCUGUUCGACGAUACCCGAAAAUCCGGAUGGCAUUGCCUCGGAAGUAGUAGAGCAGCUCAACCGAAGUCUUUCGGCUAAAGACAAUGCAGGUGUUGCCUCACUGUUCAUCGAGAACAGCUAUUGGCGUGACCACCUGUGUCAUUCAUGGGACUUCCACACCAUCAAGGGAAACCAAGCUAUCUCUGUUUUCACCACUGGGCCGACAGUGCCCAGUAAAAUUGAGAUUGAUCGGUCUUCCGCUCUCAAGGCCCCUCACGUGGGUCCUAUAGAUGCCUUUGGCGAGGUGAAUGGUAUUGAAUUCUUCAUCAAGAUCACUACUCAAAAUGGGCACGGGAAUGGAGUUGUGCGAUUAGCAGAAGAUUCCGGAAAGUGGAAGUUCUUCACUGUCUUCGCCACUCUGGUCGGCGCGACCGGCAUUGACGAAGCAACCGGCCCCAACCGGCCUGCCGGUGCGCAGCAUGGAGAACAACAAGGUAGAAAUAAUUGGAAAGACCGUCGGAUUGACGAGGCCAAUUUUGAAAAGAAAGAUCCGGCUGUUUUGAUUGUUGGAGCUGGACAAGGCGGCCUGACUGCUGCAGCGCGUCUCAAGAUGCUCAACGUCGACACCCUGCUCAUUGACAGGGAAGAGCAAAUCGGUGACAGCUGGAGACAGCGAUACCAUCAGCUCGUACUCCACGACCCUGUUUGGUUUGAUCACAUGCCGUACUUGCCUUUCCCUUCGAGCUGGCCAAUCUUCACACCUAAAGAUAAGCUUGCUGACUUCUUUGAGUCGUACGUCAAGCUUUUGGAACUUAAUGUUUGGACCCGAACAGAGGUCACCUCAUCCUCUUGGGACGAGAGCAAGAAACAAUGGACCAUUGUCCUCGAGCGCAAAAAGCUCGACGGAACCACGGAGACACGCACCUUACACCCUCGUCACAUAAUCCAAGCCACCGGUCACUCAGGCAAGAAGAAGCUUCCUGUAUUCAAAGGAAUGGAGAAUUUCAAGGGCGAUACCAUGUGUCACAGCUCGGAGUUCCCGGGCGCAAAGUCCAACUCGAAUGGCAAAAAGGCAGUCGUGGUUGGAUCCUGUAACUCCGGACACGACAUUGCCCAAGACUUCUUUGAAAAGGGAUACGAUGUGACCAUGGUGCAGCGAAGCUCUACAUGCGUGGUGAGCUCCAACUCCAUCACGUCCAUCGGACUCAAGGGAUUGUAUGAGGAGUCUGGACCUCCGACCGAAGACGCAGAUCUCUACCUGUGGAGUAUUCCUCCACCCCUUUUCAAGACACAGCAGAUCAAAGUCACCAAGGCGAUGAACCAAAAUGAUUCCAAGAUUCUCCUCGGGCUCGAAAAAGCAGGUUUCAAGGUAGACAUGGGUCCAAUGGACGCUGGCCUUUUCAUCAAGUAUUUCCAACGCGGAGGUGGAUAUUAUAUUGAUGUUGGCGCCAGUCAGCUCAUCAUUGAUGGAAAGGUCAAGGUAAAGCAAGGCCAGGAAAUCAGUGAGAUUCUUCCCAAUGGUCUUCGGUUUGCCGAUGGCUCUGAAGUUGAGGCGGAUGAGAUCGUCUUUGCGACUGGAUACCAGAACAUGAGAACCCAGGCUCGGAUAAUCUUUGGCGAUAAGGUUGCUGAUCGCGUUGGCGAUAUCUGGGGCUUUGAUGAAGAGGGAGAAUUCCGGACAAUCUGGCGACGCUCCGGUCACCCUGGAUUCUGGUUCAUGGGUGGCAAUCUUGCCUUGUGUAGAUAUUAUUCUCGUCUGUUGGCAUUGCAGAUCAAGGCACUUGAGGACGGUCUGACCACUUACUAG
Molecule: messenger RNA, 1872 nt
Organism: Penicillium brevicompactum
Lineage: Eukaryota; Fungi; Ascomycota; Eurotiomycetes; Eurotiales; Aspergillaceae
Product: flavin-containing monooxygenase
Exons: 2
Coding region: 1-1872 (623 amino acids)
Molecular function (GO): monooxygenase activity; flavin adenine dinucleotide binding
Source: RefSeq, a predicted model, not a curated record